Molecule: messenger RNA, 604 nt
Organism: Jatropha curcas
Lineage: Eukaryota; Viridiplantae; Streptophyta; Magnoliopsida; Malpighiales; Euphorbiaceae
Product: basic form of pathogenesis-related protein 1-like
Cellular component (GO): extracellular region
Source: RefSeq, a predicted model, not a curated record
UCUCUCUCUCUCUCUCUCUCUCUCUCUCUCUCUCUAGAAAUUUUUCGUUUCCUUAACUUGAAAAAAUAAUGUCAAGCAAGCUAUUAUCAUUAGCCACAGUUUUAGUAGGAUUUACAGUUUUAGUUGAGCUCUCCCUAGCACAAAAUUCUCCUCAAGAUUAUGUAGAUGCACAUAAUGCAGUUCGUGCACAAGUAAGAGUUCCUCCAAUCACUUGGAACAGAACAGUGGCUGCUUAUGCUCAAGAAUAUGCAAAUUCAAGAGUUGAAAAUUGCGAAUUCGAGCAUUCAUAUGGACCCUAUGGGGAGAACAUUGCAGAAGGUUAUGGUAAUCUAAACUAUGGUAAUCUAAACGGCGUCGAUGCGGUGGCGAUGUGGGUUACUGAGAAGGCUAAUUAUGAUCAUAAAUCCAAUUCUUGUGUUGGUGAUGAGUGCUUGCACUAUACUCAGGUUGUUUGGCGUAGCUCAGUUCAUCUUGGUUGUGGUAGGGCGAAAUGCAAGAAUGGGUGGUGGUUUGUUACUUGUAAUUAUGAUCCUGUAGGAAAUAUUGAGGGCCAACGUCCUUAUUGAAUUCAUAUUUCCUAAUAUAAUACAUAUAAGUUGAAUUA